Cinara cedri is the source of this 516-nucleotide messenger RNA. The record is from the annotation of a GenBank genome assembly. NCBI's taxonomy places the organism in Eukaryota, Metazoa, Arthropoda, Insecta, Hemiptera, Aphididae.
AGCCGUCGCAGCAACAGUACACACGUGUCAACCUCAACUUAUUACAUAUUCGCUAAUCAUGAGUGGACGCGGCAAAGCAGGAAGCAAGUCGAAGGGCGUGAAAACGAAGACGAGGUCGUCCCGUGCCGGACUCCAAUUCCCGGUCGGUCGCAUCCAUCGGCAUUUACGAAAAGGCCAUUACGCUCAACGCGUCGGACAAGGCGCACCCGUAUAUUUGGCCGCCGUCAUGGAAUACUUGGCUGCUGAAGUGUUGGAACUUGCCGGUAACGCUGCUCGUGACAAUAAGAAAAGUCGUAUUAUUCCCAGACAUUUGCAAUUGGCAAUCAGAAACGACGAAGAAUUGAACAAAUUGUUAAACGGCGUCACUCUUGCUCAAGGUGGUGUGUUGCCCAAUAUCCAGGCUGUUCUCCUUCCCAAAAAAACCGAAAAAACAAAAUCUACUUAAACUGCUCCGAUCAUUAAUAUUAAUAUUCCUCGCUACAUUUAAUAAAAAGGCCCUUUUCAGGGCCACCAUUA